This is a messenger RNA of Dromiciops gliroides (monito del monte), 5817 nucleotides long. RefSeq names its product F-box and leucine rich repeat protein 16 (gene FBXL16). Gene Ontology annotation, molecular function: protein binding. The coding region runs from base 787 to 2280 and encodes 497 amino acids. The transcript is spliced from 7 exons. Gene Ontology annotation, cellular component: SCF ubiquitin ligase complex. The record is from RefSeq and is a predicted model, not a curated record. Gene Ontology annotation, biological process: SCF-dependent proteasomal ubiquitin-dependent protein catabolic process. Lineage: Eukaryota; Metazoa; Chordata; Mammalia; Microbiotheria; Microbiotheriidae.
UGGCCUCAUGCAUUAUUGAUAAUAAUGGCUGUGUCUCUUUAACUGGGAUUGGUUUACGACACCAUGUGUGCGUGUGUGAGUGUGUGUGUGCGUGCGAGGGAGCGAGUGAGUGAGUGUGUGUGUGUGUGUGUGUGUGUGUGUGUGUGUGUGUGUGUGGUUGGUUGGGGGGGGGGGGAUAGAGACAGCUUGCAUCUCUCAUCCUGUGCUCUCUGGAUCCCAGCUUGCUGUUUGCUGGGGAGGAGAGGGAGGAAACACAUUUUGCUCUCUGCAAAACGGCUUUAUUUAUUUUUGGGACGAACCUCCAGCCUUUCCCCCAGGGUGGGGAGAGCUCAAAACAGCAAAUUCUGAUUCGAACCGGGGAGCUGAGCUGCUGCCUCAGAAGCAAGAGAGGAGGGGAAAUCGGCCUUCCUCGGGCUGGGACUGACCGACCCCAGGACUGCCAGAGACAAGGGGGGGUCGUCUGGCUGUAUCCCUCUCUUCCUCCUUCCCCCUCCCCCUCCCCCCCACCACGAUAUUUUUCUCCUUCUCGCUUUCAUGCUCAUCUCCACAUGAAGGGAAGACUCCCUGCGGACAGCAUGGCAUGAGCCCGGAGCCGGCGCGUGAGGGUUCACUGUUCUGGGUAGAUCUGCAAAGGAUUUCUUCUCUACAGUUCUGGUCCCACUGUUCAGAGUCCAUUUGCCACAGGACUCCAAGCACUUUCCUUCUCCUUGUGGAUGAGCCUGUACCCGAGUGCCUUCCAGAGACCUAGAGAUUUUACUUUAGUCUUCUCCAGAGUGAGUGUGGAAGAUGUCGAACCAGAGCGACGGCAACACCAAGCCCCCAUGCUUGCCCCGGAAUGGCCUGGUAAAGCUUGCCAGUCAGCCCAACGGCCUCAGCUCUGCCAGCAUCACCAAAGGGACCCCUGCUGUGAAGAACCGACUCUGCCAGCUGCCCCCCGUGCCUGCCCUCACCAGCCCAGCCUUCCCAGUGCCCGCCGAACGACCCCCACCCAGCCUGGCGUCCCCCCUCUCCUUAGCCACCUUGGCAGGGGGGCCGUGCCCUUCCUCUGAGCCCCUUGCAGCUGGACUGUCCUCUGGUGAGAGCCCUGGCCAGGCUCCCACAUCCCCCAUAGAGAGGCAGCCCCUGGCUGUGGAUGAGAAGAUCCUUAAUGGCCUCUUCUGCUACUUCUCAGCCUGUGAGAAGUGUGUGCUGGCCCAAGUGUGCAAAGCCUGGCGGAGGGUGCUCUACCAACCCAAGUUCUGGGUGGGCCUCACCCCAGUGCUGCACGCCAAGGAGCUAUACAAUGUGCUUCCUGGUGGGGAGAAGGAAUUCGUGAACUUGCAGGGUUUUGCCACACGCGGCUUUGAUGGCUUCUGCCUUGUUGGUGUCUCGGACCUGGACAUUUGUGAAUUCAUUGACAACUACUCUCUGUCAAAGAAAGGUGUCAAGUCCAUGAGCCUCAAGCGUUCUACUAUCACUGAUGCUGGGCUAGAGGUAAUGCUAGAGCAGAUGCAAGGGGUAGUUCGUCUGGAGCUGUCUGGUUGCAACGACUUUACAGAGGCAGGAUUGUGGUCCAGCCUCAAUGCCCGAAUCACAUCGUUGAGCGUCAGCGACUGCAUCAAUGUGGCCGAUGAUGCCAUUGCCGCAAUUUCCCAGUUGCUGCCCAACCUGGCUGAGCUGAGCCUGCAAGCGUACCACGUCACGGACACAGCCCUGGCCUACUUCACGGCCAAGCAGGGCUACACCACCCACACCCUGCGGCUGCACUCCUGCUGGGAGAUCACCAACCAUGGCGUGGUCAACAUGGUGCACAGCCUGCCCAACCUGACUUCCCUCAGUCUCUCUGGCUGUUCAAAAGUCACGGAUGAUGGGGUGGAGCUUGUGGCUGAGAAUCUUCGAAAGCUCCGCAGCCUCGACCUGUCUUGGUGCCCCCGGAUUACUGACAUGGCCCUAGAGUAUAUUGCUUGUGACCUGCACAAACUCGAGGAGCUGGUGCUUGACAGGUGUGUUCGAAUCACAGACACUGGACUCAGCUACCUGUCCACCAUGUCUUCACUCCGAAGCCUCUACCUACGAUGGUGCUGUCAGGUGCAGGACUUUGGACUGAAACACCUUCUGGCCAUGAGGAGUUUGCGCCUCCUCUCCCUGGCAGGCUGUCCCCUGCUGACCACCACGGGGCUCUCUGGCCUGGUGCAGUUGCAGGAACUGGAAGAGCUGGAAUUGACCAACUGCCCUGGAGCCACCCCCGAGCUCUUCAAGUAUUUCUCCCAGCACCUACCCCGAUGCCUGGUCAUAGAGUAGGGGCCAGGCUGGGUUUGGCCCCAUCCACCUUGGGACUUGUCCCCUCUUGCUCCACUCAGCUUUCUCCCUUCUCCAUUCAGUUUCAUUGUCCCACAGGGACCUGGGUCAUACUCCGUACAGGACCUAGGAGUCCUAGGGACCCAGCCUAGCUCUUCCCCCACUCCACCAUUGCUCUGCCCUCACCAUCCUCUGCAUCAAUUUGCCAACUAACUCAAGCCAGGAAUAGCUAUGGGGGGGGGAAGGGGGAGGGCAGGUAGCUACCCUGGUCCAGGCCAGUAGCUGGGGGAAGAAGUGAUAGGGGGGAGGUAUGGACAUUGAUCCUUCCUCUUGACUAAAGCUAAGAAGGAUGGGCAGCCACAGGAGCUGGGGCCCUGCUUCCCGAUUUCACACAUCGCUACUCAGAUGCUCAGGAGCAACUUGAUCAUUCCCCUACUGCCUUCCUACCCCUAAUGCUCUCAGCUACUUCUGUCCCUACAUUCCUGGGGUAGGACAGUGGUAGCUUUGGUAUACUAUCCUAUGUGGUAGUACAGCAUCUAUCCUUGGUGGUCCUAGAGAAUCAUAGGAUCACAAUUUUAGAGCAGGAAGGAGAAGAUUCCUGCUUUUGAACCUACAUACAUGUUUGCACGCGUACACACACACACACACACACACUCACAGAUACCACAAUCUAGGCUCAGACUCAUCAGUUUUCUCUAGACCCAAAUUCUGAAAGCAGCCUCUUGAGGCUCAUACCCAGGGCCCCUUUCAACUGUUCUCCCACUUUAAACCCUCCCCUAAAACACACACACACACACACACACACACACACUUUCACUCACACACACUACACCCUGAAGUCUCAGGCCUUCCAGCUAAACCAACGGGUGCUGGGCAUGGUACCAUUUGUCAUGGAGGGCUGCUGGACAGAGCCUAUCCCCAGGACCCCUCAGGGGCUAAUAAAUGGCAGAAAUUAGGGAUAGAUGAGGACAGAGGCUCUGACUUCCCAGAGCAGGGAAGGCAUCAUACCCUGGGGGAAGUGGGGUAAGAGAAAUGACCACCCACUUUCUCCAUCCUCAUGGUCCAGAAUGCUGUUUCCUAAGUGGUAGGCUCAUCCUGUCCUUCAGAGAGAAGGAACCCCUCCCCUUCCUCGACUAUGAGCACAUACACAUACACGGGUACAUACGUGCAUGCCCCUCUGUGCCCUGCUCUGCACGCCUGCCCACAAUCAUGUUCACCCAUGCACAAAUCCCGUCCCACCCACCCCAGCUCAGGCAGCUCUAUCCCAUUUCCCCCUAGACCUCUGGCCAGAGCAGCCCCUUUGGAUCCCAGUCCUGGGUGGAGGUCAAGUGGAAAUAGACCCUUAAUGAAGGCCAGUUUUGUUUCAGAAGGUACUGAAGAGAAUCCUUAAUCUAGGUCUCUGUUCCCCAGGGCAAGAAUGAAUGCCCGGAGAGCUCAAGGCAAAGCCUACACCUCUCAUUUCUCCCCAAUUUUCCCUUCUAGCUUCCUGCCCCCUUUCAUCCCUCUCUUCCUCCUCCUUGUUCUCAGAUUCAGCUGUCUCCUCUAGCUCACUUGUCCCCCACUGGGCCCAUUUCCAAAGUGAGGCCAAGGACUUGGCAUGUCUAGCAUGUGUUGCUGGGGGCAGGGAAGGAGCUUCACCUAGGCUUUGCUUUUGAACAGAGGCAUUUAGUUUUUCUGUUCCCAUCCCACAGUACCUUCCCCAAAGAGAAGAGGUGUUGGUUUCCCCUCAUGGGGAAACUGAGGUAUAGUACCACCAGGCAAUCUGAAUGAUUCCGUGUUGAGCAUAGAAUGAAGCGAAAGGUCUCACUUUUACUCCCACCCCAGAUGGUUCUGCUGUUCUAUAACCACUGUGAGGUUUGGGGGUAAGCCAAGGAUGUGGUAGGGGGGAUGUUCAGAGUCUCCCCUUUACGUCUUGAUUCCUUGCCCUCCUUGUUUCAGGGAGCCCCUAUUGACUCAGGCCAAAUUCCUCACCUGGGUACAGCAUUUAGAGCCAUGGCCUGAGGCAGGACUGCAAGCCCACAGACAAACACUGACAUUCCCUGCCAUUGGAAUCCUCUUCCUUAUGGUGGGGGUGGGAUGGGGUGAGGGAAAGAGAAGAAUAGUGGAAGAGAAAGACUCCCAUGAGUCUGUUUACUAGAUGAGGCUUGGAAAUGGAAGAUAUGGGUAGGGAUGGUUCUGAAUGGAUGCCUAUUCCUGGGAUUGGGUAUAAUCACCCCACAUGGGUCCAGACAUCUAUCAGUCCAGCUAAGGCUCUGCCUGGUCUCAACCUACUAUGUUGUUGAUAUGGCUCCUUCCUUCCCCCUUACCUGGAUCUCUCAUCCACAUAGAUGAGAUAGGCAUGUGCUGAGCAUUGCCUCUUUCUUCCUCCACUCCCUGCCCCCUGGGAUAGGAGCCACCAAACCGGGGCUGGAGCCUAGAGCUAGACCUUUCCCUUCCACUUACUCUCCUCCCCUCCCCUCCCUUCCCCUCCUAGGAAGAAGCUUCCAUUGGGUUCCCCAAAUACAGCUAUGGGUGCUGGAAUAAGCUCUCUCUGUCCACUAAGCUUCCAAAAGCCCUCUCUGCUGGGAGGGCCCAAUGGGGCAGGCAUGGGUUUUUUCAGCACUGCAACCCUAAUGUCUUCAUGCUUUGGGGUUUGGGAACCAUUUACACCCCAACUUGCCCAGGCUGGGACCCUAAUCCCAUAAGCCCCCAAGGACAAUUCCAACCAGCAACUCUGAUCUUCCACAGCAUCUUGGUGGGGAAAAGGGCUUCUUUAUUGGCCACCCCUGACCCAACUUCUUCCCCCCCCCACCCCCACUCCACCCACCCCAGAUGGUCUCUGAUGAUGGCCGCAUAAGAUCCUAAACCAUUUGGAAGUCCUGGAUUCUGGAAGUGAAAGCUGGCACCAGCCUAGCAAGAGAGCUGAGGAGGGGAAGUUGGGUCCCCUCCCAUUCCAAACAGGAGAUCCCCAGGAGACACCGCUCCCCCUCACUUCAUCCUGGGACAGACACCAUCCUGGGAGCGAAGAGAUAAUUGGAAGAGAUGAACCUAUCCCUAAAGCUUCACCCACCCACCCCCACUUCUUACCCCACAGAGAGAGAAAGAGAGAAAGAGAGAAAGAGAGAGAGAGAGAGAGAAAGAGAGAGAUACUGUUGAAGUGAAACAGAGAAAUGAUUUGACAGCCCAAAGAUUUUUCCUGUACCCCCGGAGUCAGACCAUCUGGCCUGGGGCUCCGGGCUGACUUGGUUCUAAGCCAGUUUUCUCAACCCCCCUCCCCUGCUUUGUGCCCCGUGGGGUCAGGGAGGGGGAACGGGAGAGGUGUUCAUUGGUCCAAAGUAUUAAAGUAACUGAAGCUGUGAUAUUUCCAACUACUGUAGGAGGAAAAUAAAAGGGAGAUAGGAAAAAAAAAAUCAACCCUGAAAACCAUUUUCUUACUGUACAUAACAACCUCAUUCUCCUGUAUAUGCGGAAGAUAUAACCUUAUAUUUGGUAAGUGUUUCUUGUGCUAUUUUAUCACGUGACCUGUUUAUAAAAAUAUAUAUUAAAAAAAACUUGUAAAAA